AUGGCCCGGGUUGCUUCUCGCCGUGCGGUCAAGCCUGCCGUGAAGCCUGCCGCAUCAAACUCGAUCACCAACUACACUCGGCUUUCCAAGGGUCAAGCCCUUGCCAUCGACAAGCUUGACAAGAAGGUGCUCGCCGUGUGCCUUCCCAACUUCAAGCCUUCUCCCGUCGUCACAGUCACCUCGAUCCACAACUCCAGCGACGAGGAGAACAGCAAGACUACCGCAUCCAGACCUUCCUCAGGGCUCGGUGAAUUCAAGUCGACACCCAGCAAGAAGAGAAAGGCAACGGCCGAGGACGAGACUUCGAUCGUGCCCGCUCUUACCACAACGUCCAAACGUCAACGUAUCAAAUCUGAUGGACCCAAAGGCGAUCUCCCUUCCGCGCCUGCCUGUCAGACGAACCGGUUGACGCAGACCACAAUCACAAACUGCUUCGCAAACACGACGUCCACCAGCACGCUUCGCAAGACGCCCAAGUCGACUCUCAUUUCGAAUGCCAAGGAUGACGGACGCGCUGCAGCUCGCAAAGUCAAGGGCUCGAAAAAGCCCAAGACUACUGCGCCUCCAUCAAAGAAUGCGAAGGACAGUGUCCAACAGGCGCGUCUGCCCGCCGAGCUCGCUGAAUUGCUAUCCCUGCAACGGGUUAUUCUCAAGACGGUGACCCUGCAGAUCACGCAUCAGAAGAGCAACACGCCAAUCGACAUCAAGGCCAUCACGCCAGACGUGUCUCGCACGUGGGGUAAGCGCAAUGUCACCAUUGACGACAUUCAACGCUGCGUUGCCAUUCAGGACCUGAAGAAGGACGCCCACAACGCGACCGCUUCGCCAUUCAUCAUCACCGAUUACGGACGCGGCAAGCUCUGUCUCGAGAUUGACACGGAGCGGGGAACCGGCCGCAUCGACGAGGACAGCCUCUGCAAGCAGUUUGAGGAGAAUCUACACGCCCUGUGUGCCGAGCGCGCGACAGAUGAGAUGUCCGAUCUCGACAUCUCCUUUGAAAGCCUUUCUUUCAACGACCUCCCCAAGGCAGACAUCACCAUGCGUCACCACCUCUCGGCCAUGAAGCAGAACCCCCUGCUAGCCAAGGGCCAGCGCGCAUUGACGGAGCUCAAGCACGGCUUCGUCGUGAAGCAGCAGGAGAAGGAGGCCAAGGCGCAAGCCGCCAAGGAACCCAUGACCAACACCGACGGCAGCAAAAUGAGCCUGCUCGACCGACUUCGUGCGAAGGAAAUCGCGGCCGCGCAGCUCGGCGCGCCUUCGGGGCCUGAGAUUACGAGAAAGCGGGCUUUGCAGCAUGUGUCUGACGUGUCUGCCAUCAUUGGCAUGUUGGUCAACUCUUCCAACCCUGGCAAGGCACCCGUCAAGUCUUUCCCCAUGAGUGUGCUUCAGCAGAAGCUGAAGGAGUCGUUGAGGGUGCCGAUGCCCGUUGAGGAGGGCGUGUGCACCGUGAAGCUGAUCGCGAACGAGGUGGCGCCCGAGUGGCUGCGGGUAUUGCCCAUCGGGAGCAAGGAACAUGUUGUGGUUCAGACGAGGUGCAAGCCAUGCGAGGCUGAGAUUUCUGCGAGGGUGGGCAGGCUGUGCUGA
This is a messenger RNA of Verticillium dahliae VdLs.17, 1584 nucleotides long. RefSeq lists its product as uncharacterized. The record is from RefSeq and is a predicted model, not a curated record. The transcript has a single exon. Lineage: Eukaryota; Fungi; Ascomycota; Sordariomycetes; Glomerellales; Plectosphaerellaceae. Bases 1 to 1584 code for a protein of 527 amino acids.